GCUUGAAGCUUGAGCACUGAUAAGUACUUAAGAAUAGUAUCAAGAUGCUACGCCCUUCCUACCAUUCCGCCAUUCUUCUCAAGUGUUUGAGCUCAUUCGUAUCCCACUGUUCGUCGACAAAUCCAAGUGACUUCUCCUAACAUGUCUAUGCCAAGGAAGGUGCCUUACACGAGGCUGGGGAAUUCUGGCCUGAAAGUGUCCAAAAUCAUACUUGGGACCAUGCAGUACGGCAACAAAGGAUGGCAAGAUUGGGUCCUCGGAGAGGAUGAAGCACUCGAACACAUCAAGGUUGCUUACGAAGCAGGAAUUCAAACUUUUGAUACCGCCGAUACAUAUUCGAACGGUUACUCGGAAGUGAUCCUUGGACGGGUGAUCAAGAAACUGAAUUUACCCCGCGAUGAAAUCGUCGUCAUGACCAAAGUAUUCAAUGUGGUCGGACGUGAAUACAAUACCCACCAGCUUGGCGGGCGCAAAGACCCAGAUCAAAAUGGUUAUGUAAACCAGCAUGGUCUCAGCCGGAAGCACAUCUUCGCAAGCGUGAAAAAAAGUUUGGAGCGGCUUCAAAUGGAUUAUAUCGACGUUCUACAAUGCCACAGAUUCGACAAUGAAACACCGAUGGAAGAGACGAUGCAAGCAUUGCACGACGUAGUCCAAGCUGGCUAUGUCCGCUACAUCGGAAUGAGUUCUUGCUGGGCGUACCAGUUCCAAGCUAUGCAGAACUAUGCGAUCACAAACAAGCUCACUCCCUUCAUCUCCAUGCAGAAUCACUAUAGCCUACUCUAUCGUGAGGAGGAGCGCGAGAUGUUCCCUACUCUCAAGAUGUUUGGUGUUGGUUCAAUUCCAUGGUCUCCACUGGCUCGUGGUGCCCUCACACGCCCUCUUGGACAGCAGACAAGCAGAGGUCAAGCUGAUUGGUUCAUUGGGAAUUAUGCCCAAGCAUCGUCAUACGAAACUAUUAUUAACCGGGUCGAGGAACUUGCUAAAAAGAAAGAUGUAACCAUGGCUCAAAUAGCCAUAGCAUGGAUCUUGACAAAGGAAGGGGUAUCGGCUCCUAUUGUCGGAACCACGAGUAUCGCAAAUCUUAAAGAUAUCAUUGCUGGAAUAGACGUGAAACUUACGGUGGAGGAAAUAAAGUUCCUCGAGGAAGAGUACAAACCGACUGCUGUGAUUGGUCACUUCUGAGUGGUUCAACGAUGUGCGGUUCUCAGAUACAUGUUAAUUCCGAUUCGCUGCUUUCUCGAUGGACACACUUGAAUGAUACUCACAGCCAGUGAACGACAGCCUGAAGCACAAGACAAAGAACCUGUAAUGUUUCGGAUCCUGGUAUACUCCAAAGUUGUAUCAUCGCUCAGCACUCAG
Messenger RNA from Suillus discolor, 1359 nucleotides. RefSeq names its product aryl-alcohol dehydrogenase. Bases 142 to 1182 code for a protein of 346 amino acids. The transcript has 15 exons. The record is from RefSeq and is a predicted model, not a curated record. Lineage: Eukaryota; Fungi; Basidiomycota; Agaricomycetes; Boletales; Suillaceae.